Molecule: messenger RNA, 6377 nt
Organism: Poecilia latipinna (sailfin molly)
Lineage: Eukaryota; Metazoa; Chordata; Actinopteri; Cyprinodontiformes; Poeciliidae
Gene: kdrl
Product: kinase insert domain receptor like
Exons: 30
Coding region: 1-3900 (1299 amino acids)
Biological process (GO): protein phosphorylation; positive regulation of kinase activity; positive regulation of cell migration
Cellular component (GO): signaling receptor complex; plasma membrane
Molecular function (GO): ATP binding; vascular endothelial growth factor receptor activity; growth factor binding
Source: RefSeq, a predicted model, not a curated record
AUGAUUUCUUCCAGCUGCUUCAAACUGCUCGCCGUCAUCUUCUGCUCCUCAUCACUCACAGCUGGACAAGUGGACAAGGAUCCUAAAAUCCGCCCCUCUGAUAAUCCACUGGUUCUUCAUAAGGGAAACUCGUUGAACCUCACUUGCAGAGGUCAUGGCAUCUUACAAUGGAUUCUUGCAAAACGAUUGAUCCUGUUGGGGGAGGGUGUUAAGGUGGAAAAGUGUGACUCCAGGCAUCAUUCGCACUGCAGCAGACUCACAGUCACACACCUAACGGCCAACGACACGGGGACGUACACCUGCAAAUACUCCAAAUCUGGCUCAGAGCAUUCCACCUCAGUUUACAUCUAUGUGAAAGACCCUGAACAGCUGUUUGUUGAGCCCUACUCCUUUAAUAGACCUCUGUUUCUGAGCAUUUACCAACAUGAAACCACCUUCGUUGUGCCGUGCAGGACCACCUCACCUGACGCUGUUGUACGUCUGACGGCGAAUCCACCACUUUCAAAAGAAGUAGAGACGGUGUGGGAUCCCAAAGUAGGGUUCACGAUUCCAGAUAAUUACUAUACGCAGCUCACCUGUAGAUCUCACUUUGGUGGGAAAGACUUCACGUCCUCCUACAUUCCACACAAAUUCUCUAAAAAUAUAAAUAAUUUAAAAGUCACACCAGAUCAUGUCAAAGUGUUGGUUGGCGACACGCUUGUCCUUAACUGCAGCGGGGAGACGGGCCCAAACGGAAGAAUAAAGUUCAUCUGGGUUUUUCCAAAGCUUAAAGAAAAUCGAUACCAUACGAGCAAAGCUGAUCUGACACCUGGUGAUUUUAACAAAAUGAGCAAAACUUUGGUGUUGCCAAAUAUAACAAUGGCAGACAAAGGAGUGUAUCUCUGCACAGCUACGACUGAUGGAAUAACAUACCACAAUGCUUCAGCAAGAGUAAUUGUCUAUGAGCAUCCAUUCCUCAACAUAUCUCAUAAACACAGCAACAGCGGCAGAGUGAUUGUCCGAGAGGACACAAAGAGGAUUGUGUUAGAGCCUAGAGUCAAAGCGUUGCCACAACCAGACGUGAUUUUAUGGUACAAAGACGGCGUCGCCAUUUUUAAGAACUCAACCUGCUACAAGAUGUCUGGCUACAGCUUGUCCAUCCUCGAACUGAAGGAGAGGCACUCUGGGGUUUACACCAUAACCGUGGGCAGCCGGGGCAUGCUCAGGAAUCUGAGCUACACUCUGAUCGUUGAAGUUAAGCCGACUAUUUUUGAGGCGGAGCUCUCCAACCAGGACGUGCAUCUGUACAUGGCUGGCAAGCAGCAACAGCUGACCUGCACCGCCUUCGGCGUGCCGCUGCCCAGCAUCACCUGGCUGUGGCAGCCGUGUCACACCAGAACAACAGUGAACAGUGAACAAUGCAUCUCCGACAAUGAUCCAGUCCCGGUGACGCUUAAUGAACAAAGUAAUAAUUUCCACAACUUGAUCACCAGUAUAAAUGUCCAGACGGAACUGGUUCAAGAAAAAAACAAGACUGUGAGCACCCUGGUGAUCGGAGAGGCUCGUGUGUCUGGACAUUACCUCUGCAAAGCCCAGAACAAACUCGCCACUUUCAACAUGAUUCUCCCAUUCUACGUUGAUGAUGAACCGGAGGAAGUCGCCAUCGAACCUCUAACAGCCAUAGAGGGAGACGACGUCACCCUGACCUGUAGGGCGACCCGUUACCUCUACACAGGCCUACAGUGGCUGGACUCCAGGAAUAAAACUAUCACCACCGAUGUAUCCAACCUCCGGGUGGACCAAUACUCCAUUUCCAUAUCUCUCAAUGUGCGCAAUGUGUCCGAAAGCAGCACUGCAGGGUACCGGUGCCAUGCAUACAAGCUACAGAAACCAAAAAAGUCCAAAGUCAAGAUGGUCGCCUUGGAGUUGAAAGAGCGGCAGCGGCCAUUGCUCAGCCAAAAUCUGACCGAUCAGGACGUGAACAGCAGCAGCACUCUGGUCUUGGGCUGCUUUGCUUCGGGGGUUCCUCGUCCGCUGAUCCGGUGGUACAAAAAUGGUGUUGAAGUGGAAGAGAGUCCAGGGGUAUCGCUGGGAGAAAACGGGACCCUCAUCAUCGAAAGGGUGAAGAAAGACGACGAGGGCCGGUACGAGUGUGUGGCCCAAAACGCUGAGGGAUUGGCCAAAACGAGCGCCGUCGUCACUGUGCUGGGAGAUGAAAGCAAGUCAAACAUUGAGGUCAUAAUUUUGGUGUGCACCGGAGCCGCUGCCACGUUCCUCUGGAUUAUGCUCAUCCUGUUCAUCCGAAAGCUGAGGAAGCAGCCAGCGCACUAUAAGAUGGGUCCGUCUAUCAUCAUUGAUCCUGAUGAGUAUCCUCUCGAUGAGCAGAACGAUCUUCUUCAGUACGACAGCAGCAAGUGGGAGUUUCCACGUGACCGCCUGCGUCUCGGUAAAACUCUCGGCCACGGAGCUUUUGGGAAGGUCGUCGAGGCAUCUGCUUUUGGGAUUGACAAGCUCUCAACAUGCAAGACUGUUGCAGUAAAAAUGCUUAAAGGUGGCGCUACAUCGAAUGAGCGUAAAGCUCUGAUGUCGGAGUUAAAGAUCCUGAUCCACAUCGGCAACCACCUGAAUGUGGUCAACCUGCUGGGAGCCUGCACCAAACCUGGAGGACCUUUAAUGAUGAUUGUGGAGUUCUGCAAAUACGGCAACUUGUCCAACUAUCUGAGAAGCAAAAGAGACGACUUUCUGGUCUACAAGCGGCAGGACGGUAAGGUGGUGUCGGCGGGGUCCGGCUGCGAGCUCAGUGAGCUGAUGAAGCGCCGCCUGGAGAGCGUGGCCAGCACCGGAAGCUCGGCCAGCUCCGGCUUUAACGAAGAUAAGAGCUACUGCGACUCGGAGGAAGAGGAAGAAGAACCGGAGGAUUUAUACAAGAGAGUUCUGACGCUGGAGGAUCUGAUCUGCUACAGUUUUCAAGUCGCAAAAGGCAUGGAGUUCUUGGCGUCACGCAAGUGCAUUCAUCGGGAUUUGGCUGCUAGAAACAUCUUACUGUCUGAGAACAAUGUGGUGAAGAUUUGUGACUUUGGGCUGGCCAGAGACAUUUAUAAGGACCCGGAUUAUGUGCGCAAAGGAGAUGCCAGGCUGCCGCUGAAGUGGAUGUCUCCUGAAGCCAUAUUUGAUAAGAUCUACACAACCCAGAGUGACGUUUGGUCCUUCGGUGUCCUGAUGUGGGAGAUCUUCUCUCUAGGUGCCUCUCCGUAUCCUGGGGUCCAGAUUGACGAGGAGUUCUGCUGCAGGCUGAAAGACGGGACUAGGAUGAGAGCGCCAGAUUACGCUCCUUCUGAAAUAUACCAAACCAUGCUGGAGUGUUGGCAGGGAGAGCCACAGCAGAGGCCGACCUUCACUGAGCUGGUGGAGAGGCUGGGCGAUCUGCUGCAGGCCAGCGUGCAACAGGAGGGGAAACACUACAUACCCAUCAACACAGCCCUGCUGGCGAAGGUGGGAGAGCAGAUUGAGGAGACGGAGGAGACGUCCACACGACCCGUCUCCCACCGGGACUCGGGGGGCAACUGGAACAUAAAGAUCCGCCCUGCUAGCGUGAAAACUUUUGAUGAGAUCACCAUGGAGAACGGGACAAAUGAAAACCAGGAGGGUCAGUCGGACAGCGGCAUGGGCCUUUCGUCCGACAACAUGAAGACUCUGAUGUCGCUGACAGGCCGACCUCUGAGCAUCAUGGCCUUGGCGAUGAAGGCGGUGAGUAAGAGUAAAGAGUCGGUGCUGAACGACCCGGAGAAGGACAAGUUCCUGCCCACCGUCCUGCCGCUGGACUUCAGCCUGGAUGACUCGGCGCUGGACGUCAGCCUGGAGUGCCACAGCCCGCCGCCUGACUACAACUCCGUGGUGCGCUACUCCACGCCUCCCGUGUAGCCUCCGCCCGAACCCCGCCAGAGGACCCCAGAGUGGAAGCGUCAAGGCCUCGGCUUUGUUCCCCGCGUGCGUCAUCGGCCGAGGAGGAAAAGACGAGACUCCCUGUUCACGGACUCUGAAGUGACUCAGCUCCACUGCGCUCCCCUGUGGAUCUCUGGAUUGUUGAUUUCUGUAUUUUUUUUCCCACAUGUUGGCUUCUCGAUAAUGCUGCUGGUCUGUCCCAACCUUCACUGUCAAACAGCUGAAAACAGCCUCAGGUAUUUCUCUGAUCUACUGUGAAACAAACCGCAUCAAUCCCGACUUGACCCCAGAUUAAAACGAUCCGCAAAGACGAGUUCAACCCAAGAAGGAAUAAAAUGAACUUAGAAUAAAUGUAUCUUUUAACAAUGUAGCAUAAACUGGCGGAAAAUUUUACGUUCUCUUAUGGGCGUAGUAAAUAAACCUAUAUUGAGGAUUUACGUUUGUUUUUUUAUUUAUUACUGCGACUUAUGAUGGGGCAAUAAAUUGAUUUUACUGAUUAAUCAAAUUUUUGUUUUUUGAGGAUUUAAUUUCUGGAAAAUCUGAUUUUUUUUUUUUUUAACCAAUGCACUCUUGUUUAUUUGGGCUACGAAUUCAGGUAAAAUCUACAAUGAAUUAUUAGAGGCAGGCUAAAUAUUUUUAUUAUGAGAAUAAAGAUGUCGCCAUGGUAACAGAAGAGUAAAGUCGUACGACAAAAAGUCAAAAUAUCAAGAGAAUAAUGUCAAUAUUAGCAGAAUACAGUCGUAAAAUAAGAGAACAAAGUUACAAUUUUAUGAAAACAAAAAUUAAAAUGAGAAAUGUUGAGAAUAUCAUAAAAAAUAAGGAAAUACUUUGUCUUUUAACAUCAACAUCUCCAAUAGCAGAAGUUUAAGCAAACAAAUUUAGAAGAAAAAAAACAGUCAAACUGAGCAGCUCAUGUCAGAUUUUUCUAACUCUGGAAGCUUUUUACUAAAAAUUACUUUUUUUCAUAAUUUUCAAAAUAUUUCUGGUGAAACUGCAUUUUUAUUCUGCCUAUACUAUGCCUAUUUUCUCAUAAUUAAACAAAACUUCUUGUAAAAUAAAAUACAAAUAUUACUAUCAGGUUGGAUUUUUCCACAUUCUUCUGAAUGUGAGAUUUGAAUUCACACUAAUCUACAACAAAGAUUAAUUUAUUCUAAGGAUAUUUAUGCCAGCAGAGCACUAAAGGUGGUAGCCUAAUCUACUGUACAAAAUAAAAUAAAAAAAUAGAAAGCAUUCAUGUUCGUAAUCUCAGUUUGAAGUGUGAUUUUAUACAACAAAUAAAAAAGUUGCUGACUUAACUCAGGUCUACCCAUACAGGAAACAGUUUAUUUGUUUGCUUUGCUGUUCAGAGUUUUAAAACUCCCAGGUUAAUGAAGGAAACAGGGUUCAGAUGUUACCUUAAAGCGAAACAUUUUUAUGAUUUCCUCCUCCUGUUUGGUGCGAAUUAAACGCUGCACUGCUAUUUUAUUUCUCCUCCUUUGUUUUGGCCUAAAAUACAGUUUGUGUAUCAACACAUGUAAUUAGAUCAAAUCCAUAUAGGAACAUUUGAUCCAAAAAGUAUUACAGAAAUAAGUUGUAUAUUUAUGUAGAGAUUGCAAACACUGUCGCCUGUUGUUUCGCUUUUCACCCAGAUUUAACGGUUAACCAAAGGAUAUUUUCCAGAUCAGAUUUUCUGACGUUUUCCCGUGUUUCGUUCCUGUUUUUGUUGAACUGUAGAGGAAAUCUCCUCGUAAACAGGUGAGCAGGCUGUUCUCUGAGCCUCGUUUUGCAAAGUUUCCAACACUGGCUGCACAAAAUUUGAGUCAGCAGCAGCAACAGCUCAGUCUGGUUUCGCAACAUCUGCAUGGAAACAGAAACUGUGGAGUGAAAGUUUAGAGCUAUGUUGUGUUCAAUUACCACUAAAAAAACAGUAUUUGUGAGUAAAAAUGAAUCUAUGCUUUUUCAGAUGAAGUGGGGAACAAUUAUGCACUGAUACCAAGUGAUAUCAAGUAAAUGUAUUUUGUAUUGUUACCAUAUUUUAUUGAGACAGUGUUGUUUGUUGUAGGUAACAUAUUUUUGCAAAGAUUUUAGAUGCAUUGUUUAUAUUUAACCCAUAUCUAUAUAGUAGGAAGUUAAUGUUUGCAGUAUUGGUGUGUUAUGUCUUUUAUAUAUAUAUAUAUAUGUAUAGCUGCUUUGUGCUUAAAGGAUAAUCCUUUCCGUCAGAAUAGAUCACGCCUCACUUGUUUAGCUCAUUUCUCCCUCUUGAAAAUUUUCACCUUCACUGGAAUAGGAACAGUUGAUUUUAUUGCAUUUAUUUGUUACAAAUACACAUUUAUAAAGAUAAAGCUUCCUUCUGUAACUCAACCCCACAUGGAGCGCGACAGCUUAGAUUUAUUAACGUGUGAUGCGUGCUACCCAACACUGUUAACAGAGUGUAUGAAGUAAAUAAAUGAAUAAAGAUUUAUAUAUUUAUACAGUCA